This is a messenger RNA of Callithrix jacchus (white-tufted-ear marmoset), 7454 nucleotides long. RefSeq names its product SFT2 domain containing 2 (gene SFT2D2). Gene Ontology annotation, cellular component: membrane. The record is from RefSeq and is a predicted model, not a curated record. Gene Ontology annotation, biological process: vesicle-mediated transport. Lineage: Eukaryota; Metazoa; Chordata; Mammalia; Primates; Cebidae.
GCCCGGAACAACAGGCAACAGGGCGAGGGAGCGCGGCCCGUUCCGGUUUGGAACACAGUGCCGGACGCCGAAUUAGUGUUUGGCAACGCCUGGUGGACUUCAAUCCCAGCCCCUCUGGCCUGACCCGCCUCCCGGGACCAAAACACGCCCGCGAAGGCCGGCGCGAGGCAUGCCGGGCGCCCCCAGGUGGGCAGGUGCCUGGGCGGGGCGCGCCGCGGUUGGCAUCCUGGCGGCUGCAGAGCACCCGGAAGAGCCAGCAACUUAGCUAGCGCAACAGGCGGCCGCGGAGGGGCCGGAGCCGGUGGGGACUGGGCCGCAAUGGACAAGCUGAAGAAGGUGCUGAGCGGGCAGGACACGGAGGACCGGAGCGGCCUGUCCGAGGUUGUUGAGGCAUCUUCGUUAAGCUGGGGUACCAGGAUAAAAGGCUUCAUUGCGUGUUUUGCUAUAGGAAUUCUCUGCUCACUGCUGGGUACUUUUCUGCUGUGGGUGCCCAGGAAGGGACUACACCUCUUCGCAGUGUUUUAUACUUUUGGUAACAUCGCAUCAAUUGGGAGUACCAUCUUCCUCAUGGGGCCGCUGAAACAGCUGAAGCGGAUGUUUGAGCCUACGCGUCUGAUUGCAACUAUCAUGGUGCUGUUGUGUUUUGCACUUACCCUGUGUUCUGCCUUUUGGUGGCAUAACAAGGGACUUGCACUUAUCUUCUGCAUUUUGCAGUCUGUGGCAUUGACAUGGUAUAGCCUUUCCUUCAUACCAUUUGCAAGGGAUGCUGUGAAGAAGUGUUUUGCCGCAUGUCUUGCAUAAUUCAUGGCCAGUUUUGCGAAGCUUUGGAAGGCACUAUGGACAGAAGCUGGUGGACAGUUUUGUAAAUAUCUUCUAAACCUCUGUCUUACAGACAUGUGCCUUUUAUCCUGCAGCAAUGUGUUGCUUGUGAUUCGAACAUUUGAGGGUUACUUUUGGAAGCAACAAGAUAUUCUCGAACCUGAAUGUCAGUAGCACAGGCUGAGAAGUGGAUUCUGUAUCUUGUGGAGUGGAAUCUUCCCAUGUACCUGUUUCCUCUCUGGAUGUUAUCCCACUGAAUUCCCAUGAAUACACACCUGUUAAGCAGCAGCAGAUAAGCCUUGGGUGCCAGUGAUUCCCAGGUGGCAAAAAGCAACGCCAUCAGAGAUCACAGGGGAGCAACAGUAAGGGACAGAAAUUUGGGGUCAACUUGUCCCUCAGCAUGGAAACCAGCACCUCUGUCCUGCAUAGAGCCUGCAUGCUUCUACUCUGGCAUCUGAGAACGAAUGACUCUGCCUUACACAAGCUCAUGGAGAGCCUGGCCAGGCAGUGAGGUAGAUUAUAAGCACUUUUUGGUGGUUUAUGCUGUUUCUGAAUCUGAACCUAAGCAUUCUUGGUGUUCUGAUUCUAUGCCUGACUGUGGAAUGUAUUUUCUGACAUUUGGUGCAGACUCUUUUUCUCUUGGGUUUUAUUUCCUGUCCCUCCCUCCUCCUCCCAACAUACCUUUCUCUCUGACCUCCAGGCACUAGAUGAAGAAAGAACAGAGCAGCAGCAGGGAACACUGCUAUUUCUUUUUGGACAAGAGCCCAUAGGAGGUGAAAAAUCUUGCUGCUCUCAGCUGUAUUUUUUUCUUCAUUAUUUAUAAAUGUUUGCUUUUAAACUGAUUUUAUUUUCCUUUCUUCCCUGGAGCUAGGCCAGGGAAGAGUGGGUGGGAAGGCAGAUCCCUGCUGUGCGGCCAGCAGGAAGUAGGCACGCCUGCCCAGUGACCUUUAAAUAGUCCCAGUGUUUGCACUUCAGCCUGUGCUGGGGAGGAUCCCUUAGACUGCAGUUGGUCCCAUAUCAGCCUGAUGCCUAACCUACAAAGUGCUUUUAUGUACAUGAUCUUUUCUGGUUCUUACGGAGAGUCUUGUGAAGAAGCAGGGAUUGUUACUCCACUGUGUAGUCAAGGAAAUCAAGGCCCACGUUAGUUUUUGGAUCUACCCAAAGCCACAGCGUCAGCCUCCUUCAUGACCCAGUGCUUCCUGGCCUGUCUCUGAUUGUGCCUCCUGUAACUGCCUGUGACUGUUUCCCUCAUUUUCAUCAGCCAAGCGGUCUCCUAGCCGGCCCUCCCUGCCCAUCUGUUUUGGAAGCUUCUUUCUGGAUCUGCAGGAUGUUCACUGUUCCCUUGUGUUCCCUUUCAGCUCCUCCUCAUUGCGUGACCACCAUCAGUGCCCUGUCUUGUCAGCCAGCGUUCCUGGCCCUCCAGGACCUCCAAAGUCACCCAACAAAUGACAUUUAUCUGGAUUGCCUUUCUGCUUUUUGCCCACGGCCAACCGGUCCACUAGGGCUCCUCCUCUGUUACCUCUAAACCAAAGGAAGUAGCCUGCUGGCUGUCCCCUUGCUUGUGGCUAAUUGCUGAACCUUUCUUUGUUCUAUUGUGGCUAAGAACUCAGACUGACUGGUCUCUCCUUUUUUGGUCUUUUCUGAGACAGAGUCUUGCUCUGUCACCCAGGCUGGAGUGCAGUGGCAUGAUCUUGGCUCACUGCAACCUCUGCUUCCUGAGUUCAAGCAAUUCUUCUGCCUCAGCCUCCCAAGGAGCUGGGAUUACAAGCAUCUGCCACCACGCCUACCUAAUUUUGGUUUGUUUUUUUUUUUGAGACGGAGUUUCGCUCCUGUUACCCAGGCUGGAGUGCAAUGGUGCGAUCUCGGCUCACCGCAACCUCUGCCUCCUGGGUUCAGGCAAUUCUCCUGCCUCAGCCUCCUGAGUAGCUGGGAUUACAGGCACGCGCUAAUUUUUUGUAUCUUUAGUAGAGACGGGGUUUCACCAUAUUGACCAGGAUGGUCUCGAUCUCUCAUGAUCCACCUGCCUCGGCCUCCCAAAGUGCUGGGAUUACAGGUGUGAGCCACCGCACCCUGCCCUAAUUUUGGUAUUUUUAAUGGAGACAGGGUUUCACCAUGUUGGCCAGGCUGGUCUGGAACACCUGACUUCAGGUGAUCCGCCUACCUCGGCCUCCCAACAUGCUGGGAUUACAGUUGUGAGCCACUGUGUCCUGCUGGUCUUCUCUGCUGAGGCUGGGGAGGUGUGAACAGGCCUGAUGGGGCCAGAGGGAGGAGCUGGUCUUCCCAGGUCCUUUCUAGGCUGUUGAGGGCACCCAGUCAUAUGCUCAGGUCCCUAACCUGCCUGCAGUCAGGAAAGGAAAUUUGAUGCUAGGCUUUUGUGGGAUUCUUUCACAUCCCAGGUGCCUCUUGGAGCCCAGAUUUCAGAAGGGCUGUGGUAUCAGAAGGGGCAUGGAGGAGGUGAGGAGUGCUUAUGGUUCCUUUUCUUUAGAACUGGUAUGAGCGUUGGCUGAGCUCCAGCAGCUUGGAAUAAGACACCUAGAAGGCAGACUUCUCCAUGUACUUCUUUUUUUUUUUUUGAGACAAAGUCUUGCUCUGUUGCCCAGGCUGGAGUGCAAUGGCACAGUCUCGGCUCACUGUAACCUCUGCCUUUGGGUUCAAGCGAUUCUCGAGCCUCAGCUUCCCAAGUAGCUAGAACUAUAGGCAUGUGCUACCCUGCCCGGCUAAUUUUUGUAUUUUUAGUAGAAAUGGGGUUUCACCAUGUUGGCCAGGCUGGUCUCAAACUCCUGACCUCAAAUGGUCCACCUGCCUUGGCAUCCCAAAGCGUAGGGAUUACAGGCGUGAGCCACUGUGUCCUGCCCCUCCGUGUCCUUUUUAAUGGCUGGAUUGACUUGGUGGGACAUGAGGCCAAGGUACCUUUUAAGAUGCCACCAGGGCUGUAUAGCAUAGUAGUAGUGAAUGUAGGCUUUGAAGUCAGAUGCAUCUGAGUGUGAGCUGUGGCUAGGCAUAUUAGUUGUGUCAUAUGGAAAAGUUACAUAACCUCUGGUUCCUCAGUUCAUCUGUUUGAAAAUUGUGGGAAUAACAAUUCCUGCCGGGUCUUUGCAAGAUGUCAGUGAGACAUGCAAGUGCUUAGAAUAGGGUCCGGCAUAAGUAGAGUCUCAGUAGAGUGGGUGUUAUUUAAUCCCAGAAAUAACUGACAGCUUUGGAAAGUGAGAGUGAAUGUCUCAGAUCAUUAAUUUAUCUAACAGAUACUUAUCUAGUACUAUGUGCCCGGCCCUGUGGACACUGCCAUGUUUUUGUCUCAUUCAUAUUCACAAUGACUGCCCAGUCAAUGGUCAGAGGAUGGAUUGCCUCCAUCCUCUGAGAGGGUAAAGCGCCAAUUCCACACCCCACCAGUGGAGGUGUCAGGGAGGUGUUCUUGGCAGAUGGGUCUUGUAGAAAGGCUUCUGCUUUGCUUUCACUCACGGCCUGGGGCCAGUUUGCUCAGACAGCUCCUGUCAGGACACCAUGGGCAACUUUUGCAUGACCCUGCCUCCCAGGUCUUCCUAAAUUUUCCCUUAAGUUGCUUUAUUCUUUAGUUGUUUCUCUACUUGUUUUUGUUAGACUGUGGGAGGAAGAGAUCCAUUUCAAAUCUACUGAAACCUGUUACUAAGCAACAGCAGUGUUAAAAGCAACCUGAUGGGUGAGUAAAGAAUUAGGGUUUCAGACCUGUGGUUGAUAAUGGUCUCUAUUUACCUGCUGCCCUGCAUUCCUUCCUCUUCAAUUCACUGCUGGGUGAAGGAGGGAUUGCUGCAUUUUGGAAGUUAAGUCAACCAGUAAGGUGACUCUUGCAGAUGGGAAUGUGGUGCUCAGCCAGCCGUGUGGAAGCACUGUCCUGGCACGAUCUGCCCCAGGCUGUUGGCUCCCUGAAUGCUAUCUUGGGAGGAGCACUGCCCUUCAGAUCAGGAGACACAGCUUCCAGUCUCCUCUCCCCCUUCUCCCAGUCCCUCUGAGGCUGCUUGUUGGGUAUCGGGCUGGCUGGCUGUGUACUAACUCACUCCUGUCUCCUGUCUCAUUAACUGAAAGGCAUCCCCGUUUGCAGGAUGGGCUCAAAGGGAGCCUUCAGUUCUGCUCCUCUGCAUGGCGGUGACUCAGACCCCAGCUCAGGGUAGAUACCCUUCUUGUCUCUGGGAAGAGCGAAACGUGUCCCAGGUUAGCAUUUUCACUGGGUUGAUUAUCUCAGUUGCUGGAGCAUCUGUGUAUCACCCUUAUGGGAUGACUUUGUGAAUUAUCUGUCUGAGUGCCACCUCCCUUCUACCCUAAUCAUGGCAUGCUCAGGGAGCCAGAGAGAAAAUCAUGAAACGCAUUCCAAAUAAAAUCACUUUUUGGCUAGGUGUGGUGACUCACACCUGUAAUUCCAGCACUUUGGGAGGCUGAGGUGGGUGGAUCCCUUGAGGCCAGAAGUUCAAGACCAACCUGACCAACAUGAUGAAACCCCAUCUCUACAAAAACACACAAAAAAAUUAGCUGGUCUAGCUGGCACAUACCUACAAUCUCAGCUACUUGGGAGGGAGGCUGAGGCACGAGAAUUGUUUGAACCCAGGAGGUGGAAAUUGCAGUGAGCUGAGAUUGCACUCCUGAACUCCAGCCUAAGCAAUAGAGUGAGACUGUCUCAAAAUAAAUAAAUAAAAUCACGUUUUUUUUGGAGGGGGGGAGAUGGAGUUUUGCUCUCGUUACCGAGGCUGGAGUGCAAUGGCAUGAUCUCAGCUCACCACAACCUCCACCUCCUGGGUUCAAGCAAUUCUCCUGCCUCAACCUCCCGAGUAGCUGGGACUACAGGUGUGCGCCACCACGCCCAGCUAGUUUUUGUAAAAAAAAAAAAAAAAAAAUCACUUUUUAAUAUUUCUGUUAAAAUGGAUGAUAAGGGACCAUAUUUUAAAGUCUGAAGGAUCUGGCUUGGCUUCUGCUUUUGAUAGCCCUAUGAAAGUGACAAGUGUUGCAUCAUGAGACUUCUGGGAUGAAUUGGGAAAUUGAAGGGCAGCCUUGUGGCUGUGAAUUCUGUUUCUAUGAGACCUUCUAUACCAGGCUUUAUCUUCUCUUUGCUCAGAUAACUUCUGACCUAGAGUUGACUGUAGGAUUAUAAACAGUUUAAAAUACCUGUUCUUAAAACCCUGAUUUUCAGCAUCCAGAUUUUUAAGAAUCAGUGUUUAUCAAAGAUACGUGAAGCCAUUUUCUAGAGUUUUGUCAUAGUUUUUUUCUUAAUUUAAAAAUCUUAAGUUUUUUUGGGUAAGCCUAAGAUGUCCAGUAGUUUAUUUGCAGAUGGCAUUUAAAAAAAGUCAAUAGAUGUUAACCUGAAGUUAAAUACAGAUUUGUGUCUGUGUAACUCUUGGUAAGAUAUAGAAAAACCUGUAAGUCUAAAUUUUUUGGAAAUUUCUAUUUUAGAAGUUGGUUGGGAGGUAAAAUUGUGUGACUUUACCUUCUGGUUACUAGUGUUACAGUUAAGAAGCAAGUGUGGUGAAGUCUGCUUGAUCUGGGUUCACUCAGGUAGGGUAUUUAGUUCCACUUUGGUUAUUUUCACUUCCACCCUAAACUCAUAGUCCCUGACACUUAAGCUUUGUCCUUGGCUUACCAGUUUUUGUUGCAGCGAGAUACAUGCGGAGUCGCAGAGCCUUUGUUUAUAUAAAUUGACAAAAAAUUACAUCCUUUUCUAUCAGGAGUAGAUAAACUGAUAAUGGGCUUAGAUAUGUACAAAAUGAUUUUCUGUAGAUAGGAUGAUCUGAAGCCAUGAGUCCACUAGACAGGAGAAACUUUGCUGUUUAAAAUGAAAGGUCUUUAGGAUCUGGAAUAAUUUGCUAAAAAAAUAAAAUGAAAGGUCAGUUCAUAGCAUUGUCGCGAAUGUUGAUACAUAGUCACAAGAAAGUAAUGCCGCUGCAUUUAAUAAACAGCCGCAAACAGAAGGACAACCAGUCCCUGAUAUGAAUGGACUGGCUACCUGGACAUAACAUUCUUGUGAGGCAUCCUUAAAGGACAAAUUGCAUCUGGUAUCGGGGCGAAUGUUGCUCUGUGCCUGUUGAAUGUCCAUGCUACAAGAAGUUAUGAGCCUUGUUCUAAGUACAAAUGAACCUUGUGUUUGUGUCAUCUCCUAAGGGAGAGGGAUAGUUUACAUUCAAUUUUUUGGUCUUUCUGCUAUGAAAGGUUUAUUUUGCCUCUGUCAAUGUGUUUGCUUGACUUAACAACCUUAAGUAAGGAAAGGGAAAAAACAGCCCUCUGAACUCUGAUCUUUUGAUACUUCUGUUAUUUUUGAUUGUGAAGUUGGGAGUGAGGACAUUCAAAAGCCCAUGUUGAAUUUAUAUGCCUUUACAAUAUUGUGCCUGUUUUAAAAUGAUGAGCUUUUAAGACACUUUGUUUAAACAUGAGUCCAUUUUUGUAAUUGUAUAAAUACUCAUAACAAAUUUUGAAUGCGACCGAUUGUGUAACUGAAUUUUUGUGUCCAAAAAUAUAUUCUUGAGUACUUUUCCUACCUUGAAAAUCUAUUUCAUUUAAUAUUGUUUUAUUUAUGCUAACUUAACUUUAAAAAGAAUGUUGCUAAGCUGUCUCUCCCCAUCGCAAUUGUUACUUUUUAUGCUUUUUUCUUCAAUAAAUGAUAGUAUUAUGAUCUUUAA